Molecule: messenger RNA, 222 nt
Organism: Protopolystoma xenopodis
Lineage: Eukaryota; Metazoa; Platyhelminthes; Monogenea; Polystomatidea; Polystomatidae
Source: the annotation of a GenBank genome assembly
AUGCUUGACUGUGUUCGUACUACUGCGCGCGACUACGUUCGGCGACACACUGACAUACAGGAGCUCUUUGAGACGAAGCAUAACAAGUUCGUACUUCUUCAGGGUCUAGUGAAUAUGCGCAUACUAUAUUUUAAUCUUCCAUUGAUAGCUGGCACUAUCGUCAAGGAUCUGGAUAAGAAAACGAAGUCUUAUAAGGGUAAAGCCGUUUAUAAGCCCCUGUAA